AUGAAGGUCAAGUUUUCCAGGAGAACUGAGGUUAUUGCCUUCAACAAAUCCACUCUCAAAAAUGAUCGAGGGUCAGAUGAGAUUUUCAUAGACGGCAUGGACGAAGACAGCAUGUUUAUGGCUGAUACCGACACAGAUCUCAGAUUACAAAAAAUAAGCGCUAUAUACGUGCAUACCCAGAUGUGUAUACUCUUGCCAAUGCAACAGUCCAACGGACACUGGCGUUUUCCAGAUUUGAUUGUAUUGCGAGGAAAGGACGUCUACAGCGAAGGCGUAAUCAGCUGCCAGUGCUCGUUUAAUAGGCAGGGGAACCUUAGAUGUUCUUUACGUGGAUGUGAGCAACCGGGUAGAAGGCGAGUGGAAGGAAAGAUGGGACAGUUUGCUGUAUGUUGGACGUGUAGAUGUAGAGUUCAUGAGCGUGGCGAGGCGAGGGUAAGAACCUGCAAAGGACCAUUGGUUGGUGGCUUUGGAAAAGAAAAGCUCAUGUCGGAGCUUUUCUUUUCCAGAGCCACCAAAAGAAAGGUUAACACAAAUUCCCCAGAAGUGAAAGUACUGAUAAAGAAUGAAGCGCUUAACGCUCACUUUCUCAGUCAGCUGUUGGCCAUGCAGACGAUAGCACGUAAUCUUGUCAUUCUCCUGUUCCUCUUCGGCCCACCGAGGGGCAGCGCCCAGGAGUGCUCCUGCGUGUGGCACGAGAGCGAGGAGUCGUGGACGUGCGAGGGCGCGCUAUCGGCGGUGCCCACGCAGUGCUGGCCCUUGCACGAGCACGUCAGGAAGGUCGUCCUCGAUGCCAACAUCGGAGAGAUCCUGGACGGCGACUUCGACCACGAGAACCUGCAGGGGCUUAUCCACCUAGAGAUGAGGAGGCUGCGCCAGGUGGCCCGCAACGCCCUCCGCCCCCUCACGAAGCUCGUCUACCUGGACAUGGCCGGCGGAAGCCUCCAGGAGCUCCCUGACGUAAGCACGAUGACCGACCUGCUGGCGCUGCUGGCGUUCGACAACCAGCUGAAGGCCGCCCCGAGUCUGACGCACAUGCACGUCCUGGACGUCGUGGAGCUGCACGGGAACCGGAUAGCCGCCUUGCCCGACGAGUUUCUGCCGGAGUCGAGCCACAUCAUCGACCUUCGGCUCGACGGGAACUCCUUCGACAGCCUCAACGCCUCGAGCAUCGUGACGGCGCCGGCGGAAAGUAGGAUGACCUUCGACCCGCUGGCCUCCGUCCUGGCGACCGUCGACGAGAAGGACCUCCUCGUGAUCAAGGAGUUCGAGGUCAACAUCGAUCUCGAGUCCAUCAUCGUGAUCAUUGAGGAUCCUCCUAAUCCUUACUGCGAGUGGUGAUUGCGCCAAAAGGGAGGGUAGUCAAUACACACAUACACAUGGCUGCCUUCCUGUAGCAAGUUCCUCCUGGAGACGCAGGUGUUCGCUCUGCUGUCACUUUGGGCACUUCAGCGACGGAAGUAAACACCCGCCCUCGAAGGGAGCCGCCGCAUAAAAGGACACGUCUCGUCAGCCAGUGGUAGACACGAAGAGACGGCAUACAGACGACGACACGCGAGUCUAGCCUGUCACUACUCCGCCCGCAACAUUCAGCAAUAAACUUA
Penaeus chinensis is the source of this 1601-nucleotide messenger RNA. RefSeq lists its product as uncharacterized. The transcript is spliced from 9 exons. Bases 1 to 1338 code for a protein of 445 amino acids. NCBI's taxonomy places the organism in Eukaryota, Metazoa, Arthropoda, Malacostraca, Decapoda, Penaeidae. The record is from RefSeq and is a predicted model, not a curated record.